Molecule: messenger RNA, 8263 nt
Organism: Nothobranchius furzeri (turquoise killifish)
Lineage: Eukaryota; Metazoa; Chordata; Actinopteri; Cyprinodontiformes; Nothobranchiidae
Source: RefSeq, a predicted model, not a curated record
UUUUGAUAAAAAUAAAACUGAAACAGUCAACAUAAAAAAAAGCUGCUUCAGGUCAGCAGGUCAUGUAGGGUUAGCUAAGCGAACGAGUCAGUAUGUGUGUAAAAAGUCUGUCUGGCCAAAAUAAUUCAUUAGUUUUCAUCAGCUUGAACACCAUGACACCGACAACAUUCACAUGAUGAUCGUAACGUGGAGCAGAAAGCUGAAGAGCUAACUGUUGAAGCCACACAGGAUAACCCACAGACGUGUACGUAGACGCCUCGUGGGCUGGCGCUGUCUAUUGGAGCUGCUGUAGUGGCUGGCCGCCAUUUUAGAUGGGUCUCCGUUUGCCCCCGGUGCAUUCAUUUCUACUGAGGGGGUGUUUACCAACUAAAAACCACACAGAAACGGGCACAGUUGUUCACUCUGCAUCUGUUUUUACAGUCACUGCUGCUCUGCAUUGACUUUGGAGAGUGAGGAGACCCAUCUAAUAUGGCGGUGAAACUGUUCCAGUGCCCAAUUGGGCAUCUACUUAUUCAUAUCUAUGGGAUAACCCGCUUUAAAAUCGAGCAAACCCCAAGACGUUUGUCACCGCCCAGUUCCGUACAGUUCUCCUAUUGGCUGAGCGGUUGCUAGGAGAUUAUACUUCCAAGGUUUGAGCGAGAGCAGAAAAAUCCUAGCCUAGUGAACUAGACCAAGUUAUAGGUUUAGAUCAGCCUAGUGAACUAGACCAAAUUCUUGCUUUGCAAAGUUUGGUCUAGGCACGCUCCAUUGGAACCUCAGCAGCUCCUACCAGGACUCUGGCUAGCCAAUCACAGCUCUCUAGAGGGGUUUCAAACACAUAAAGAGCUGUGAUUGGUCCAUAAUGGUGGGCCAAUCAUAGUGCUCUAUCUGCUUAGUGAACAAAUCACAGAGCUUUAUCCGCUUUGUGGGACAAUCAGGGCACUCUAUAUGCCUGGUGGGUGGGAUGAUGCAACAGAGUGAAACAAGAGUAUGUCACAUUCAUUGUCCAGUGGAAUGCGGAGAUCAUUUGAAAGACAACGGUAGAACCCGCCCCACAACCGAGAGCCGUCAAUGGAGCAUUUAUUUAGUCUGGCUUGCCAGGCUAGAAAAAUCCGUGAGAGCAGGGAGCAGACUUGUGGGAGGAGUUUUGAUCCAUGCAGAGAAAAAGUUGUUGCGUGAGAAGAAAAUACCAGUGUAAGAAAGUUAAAUCUGAGCGCAGAAACAAAGAUUUGAAGAACAGAGUAUAUUUAAAAGAGAGAGCAGACAUUUUGAGUGCAAGCAUUACAAGUUUUGAGAGCAAUAAUAUAAAAUCUUAUUCUCAAAUUAAAAAGUUGGUCUCUUGGUAUGAAAUUCUGCUCUCAAAUUGAAAGUUCAAGUGCUCAAUUUCUGGCACUUAAAUUCUUCCAUACACGUCUGGCUGCUGUGGUGAAAGAAAAAGAGCUCAGAUAGGAAGGGACAAAAUGAUGAAUACUUUUAUUAAUAUGGACUUCAGUGAGUCUAACCACACUUUGCUUUGCUAUGUCACCGUAAGUUUCCAUUUUUUACUUUGUUGUUACAGGUUGAGGUCAGGCAUGAGGGACAGGCAGCUGGAAGAGCAUGUUAAAAAAGCCCGAAGUCUAGAGGGAACCCGACUGGGGCUGGAAGAGUUGGCUCAGUUCCUCACGCUCCCAGUUUCAGACACGCUCACACAAGUCUACAACCUAUUUGAGCAGAGUGAAGAUGGACAGAUGGACAUCAGACAUUACAUCGUCGCUCUGUCUACGGUACUCCGGCCUCCUAAAUCCUUUGAGACUCUUAAACUGGCCUUUGAGAUGUAUGAGAACGAGAGAGGAGAAAUCCGGGAGGAAGAUCUGGCUGUCGUCAUGGAAAUAAUGUUGGGAGUGAAGAAUGUGGACCUGUCUGGUCUGUUUUUGGCUCUGGGAAAACUGGAUGAAAGGAAAAUCACUUAUGACGAGCUUCACCACCUUCUAAAGAACACUUCUCACCUCUCCCUGGAUGGCUUUGAUUUUAAGGAUCAUCCAGGUAAAGGCUGCAUCAGCCGACCCAACGGCUGCAACGGCCAGAGCCACGACAAAGACAAAUAAGAGACUGCUGCUGUGUGCUCUAACUCACCUGGUCACCUCUGUGCCUGUACAUGUAGGUAAACCUAGAGCAGGAGGGUUGUCUCACUUCACUAAGUUCAUUUGUUCUUUGCGUUUUCUGUUAAGUCAAUUUUGAUCUGAAAGCCUUUUACAUUGUAAAAGCAGAUGAUUUAUUUCUUAUAUUGCAAAUUUAAAUAUUUAAGAAUUAAGGUGAGAAAUGGAGUUUUUUCUUUGCCUUGUUGUCAUCUCAGGAACAACACACACAUUUCCAGUUUCCUGCUACGGCUUGGUUUCAUACAUAACAUCAAUGUUUUUAUUUACUUUAGCAACUCUGGCAUCAAUACUGCAUGUAACACUGACAUCCCACUUUGUUUUUGCAAAGAUUAGGCCCAUACAUAUCACAUGUUCUGGAAUCAGGGUGAUUGUUACGACAUUUUAUGAAAAAAACUUUUAACGUCAACGCUAAAUUUCUAGCAAAUGCUUUGUAUAUAAUGACAAAUGAUGUGACUAAGAACGCUGAAAAACCUUCAUGUACCAGAAUAAACAGUCAUCUUGGUUCUGAGAAUGUUUACCAGCUGAGUUUUAGUUUUUCCUUUUGACAGGCUCUGGUUGCAGGGAAUGGAGUGUUGAGUGUUCCACAUAAUCAUCUAACAAGAUUUCUGGAAUAUUAGCUUAAAACAGGUUCACCGUAAACGAUGACAGUGAUCCCAAAAGUGGGACCAAAGAGAAUUCAGGCUGGGAAAUAAGGACAGCUUUCCUACUUGGACAACUCUUGUAACACCAUUUGUUUUUUCUGGCGUCAGAAAAACAGUUUUAUCCUUUUUUGGUUUUGAUUAACAAGAUUUAGUCCUAAUGAUGUCCCUUUUUGAGCGAAAAUGAUGAGAAAUGGUUUUUAAAGAUGGAGAGAACACACUUUCACUUUUUGGUUUAAAGUGUUUUUGUGCUUUAUAAACACAUAAAUCAAUGUUUUUUGUUUACAUCAUGAAAUAGUUUCCUCUUAUGUCCACUAGGUGGAGCUUUGUUUUAACAAACCAUCAUGUUCAGACUUCUCACUCACAGGUCAUGAGUAAAAAAAAAAAAACAGCAUAUAAAUGAUGGUUCCUCCCUUUAAGCCUGUAUCGUGAGGUAUUUUUGCUAGUUACAUAUUAAUUAGAAGCCAUCAUGUUCACAGUGGCUCUUCCCAUCAGAGUCCAGGUGGUGGUGCUGACUCCCUGUGCUAAACACACCAGUGAGCCCAUGCACCUCUGCCCACCUGAUGGACAGGAAAUGCAUUACCUCAUCCCUUCCUUUCAUUCCUUCAGGUAAAAAUAGAAGAUUAAGCCUGAGCUUUGAUGAGUGAAACCUACAGAGGAGGUGUGGAAGCAUGGAGAGAGGGAUAGCGGUGGAGGAGAGCGACUAAAUGGAUCGUUCUGCUCCAAAUCCAAUUCCUAAUAGCUGGAGGGAGUGAGGAGGGUGGGAGGAGGGAGAAGAAAAAACAGUCAAAGGAAGAGGAGAGGGGAUGUGGUGAUAUCACGUCUAACAAUUAAGACCUGCCUUCAGGGAGUGAAGAAGAAGCUUUGUGGAGAAAAUAUGAAUCACACAUGGAGAAGCAUGCCUCUCUGGGUCGUCCUCGGAUUCUCAGUCGGCCACAAAGCCUCAGACACCACAGCUGGGCUGAGAUCUGUUCACACCAUUUAGGGAAUCGUUUCUAUCCAUCCACUUCCCCUUCAACCAAAGUUCAGUCAAACCUCGAUCCAAUGACCUCAUCUAAUGACAAUAUUGCAUCUUUUCUUUUGCAGAAUUGGCCUCACUAAGACACCUAAAGGAUUAAAACGAUAAUUAUUUUAAUUGUCCACUUAAGAUAGUUGGAUUAAAAUAAUCAUCACACUUGUAGAAACAAGAUGUGAAGGAAACACUGUUAACACAACAAACAUUACCAACAGGUUUAACUUUUAGCUGCCAAGAGUUGAAAAGUUCUGGUCUUAGCUGCUUUUCUCCAUAGUAACGAAGCAAAGAUGCCAUUAUUACUUCCCUUUUUACCCCUUACUGUGUGCCUACAGCUGCUUGGUGACAAAAACAGGCAUCAUCACUUUUCUGAGGAUGUAACUGAAGAACAUUUUGAUGGACGUGUUUCUUCUGUGAAAAAUCCCAACUUCACCUUCAUCCCACUGAGAUUAUUUUUGUGUCACGUCUUUUAAAAUGCAGUUGUAACAAAAAUGUACCUGGUGUGGAAACUCAAAUUGUCUGAUUAAGUUGCUGAUUGGUGCAUAAUAAUGUUGACACUGUUCUCACUCUUGUGCUUGUGAUGCCAUAUGACAUUGAUUGCUUCAAUGUGACUGAAUGGUUGCAAAGUUGGUCUUAAGUCAGAAAAUGGCCUCAAAACGCAUCACGCAUCAUACUUCUUUGUGUUCGUCGGUGCGGAGACGCACAACACCAUUAUUCGUCGUUGCAAGUGCUGUCCAACAGGCUUGCAAGGAUGAACGGAGUAGAGCCCACUUUUCUAAAUAUCCGUUGAAAGCAACAAAGGUCACAAGCCUGUGAUUGGUCAGGACACCGCUUCCUGUAACUUUGUCAGCACCGCUAUUCCCUCUCAAAAAAUAAAACGAGAACCGAACAUUUCUAAUGACAGACACGAAGCAGAUUGUAGAACACCUCGUGAAAAACGUAUGAGAUAGGUAUAAUUAUGAGAUAGCUAAGUCAUAAUUAUGACCUAGGUAUCUCAUUAUUAUGAGAUACCUAGGUCAUAAUUAUGAGAUAAUUUCUUUUUUUAUCUGAGUGGCGGGAAUGGGCUUCCAUACAAGCUAUCUCAUUUUCUCUUUCUAAACAACCGAACUGGAACUCUCCACACAACCGGCCAACACCCCCUUCAACAUAAAAGUCCAACCAUAGCAAAUCGUAGCCCAUUACACUAUUGUUAAACAAUGUAAAGCGUGAAAUAUAUAGCCUAUAUUUGUGCACUUAUACUAACCGUAAUUGUAGUUUGAAGUGAAUUUAAAUAUCAUGAAACGUUUAAAAUUUACUUUAUUUUGAAAAGCUACUGGCUUCUUCCUGUCUAGGUGCGGUGUUUCAGGUGCGCUUCUCAUGAGAGACAGUCCAAACUAGAGGAGAAAAGUUUGUGUCCCACCUUAUUGACAGUCUCCGGCUUUGAGUUUAUUAUUUGUACAAACUGUGAGUAAAGCAGGAGGCAGGACUUAAAUGCAGGUUCGGAUUCGGAGAGCGUGGAACGCGCUCACGUCAAACCAGCAACACAAAAUGAAACGGCAGGCUGAGCACAGAUGAUCAAAAACUAUAAAAAAGACGUAGAACAGAUAGAUGAGCAGAGAAAAUAUCUUAUUUUGAAAUAUCGAAGGUGAAAUAACAUUUCAGGAGCAAAUAGGAAAAAGGAGGUGUUCCGGUUUGCAGUGGGCGUUCCCGUUUACAAACAAAACGCCCCUUUUAGCGGCGGGCCGGAGCAGACACGUAGAUCUCUUUAAACCGAACUGAACCUUCUCUCACUCGCCUAAUGCCUCAUCUUUACUCUGUCGAGAGGUACUUGGAAUAGAACAGACCUUAUUGAUCCUACAACAGGGAAAUGUACUUGUUACAGCAGCACCAACACUUAAGAGAAUUACUGGAAGACAAAUAAUAACAAAGGUACAUGCAUAUACAAAUGGGCAGUAAGCUAUACUAUUGUAAUAUUGUAACCUUCGACCACUAAAAACCAUGAAUAAAAAAGAAAAACUUGGGUUCCAGGACUAAGUCCUUUAUUUAGAAAAAAAUAUAUAUUUGCGUCUUCUUCGACAGUGUAUGGCAGACUGUCCCAUUGACUGACAUCCAUAGCUGUGAGUAUGUCAUAUUGUUCAUUGUCCAAUACCAUGAGGAGACAGUUUGAAAGACAACCAUGGUUUCCGGGCCUCGACCAAACUUUCCUCAUGGGUCGUGGCCAGACCAUAUUCACAUAUAUAGGAAGGCUUGUAUUUGGUUAUUUACAUAAGAUCAUAAAAGCAUACAAAUGAGUAGCAAAAGGCAGCUUUAAAUUGACGAUGUGUAGUUUUUAGCAUCAAUCUCUAGAAAUCUCUAUUGAAAUGUUGAAAAUAAAUUAAAUAAUGCCCAGUUGUUGAAAAAUAAUGGAGGCGUCGUAACAUAACUGUAAAAAUUCGGUCUAAAAUACAGGGGAGCGAGUUCAAGUCUCUGAGUGAUGCCAUAUUAGACACGGUGUUUACUUCUACGUGAGCCCAUGAGGACAAAAUGCAUUUAGUGAUUUGUAACAAGCAGUUACAAAACAAUCGCCUUUUAUAAACGUUUAACGCAUUUACCUCUUCACUCGUCAUCAGUGGUGAAAGGAAGCCUGAUGUGCUUUUCAUUUUUCUUGAAGGCUGAACAUCUGACGAAGUACUCGUUCGAAAAUUGCUCUCCAAAAGAGUUUUUACCCUAAUGUCCUUACUCGAAAACAAAAAUACUGAUUGCUUGGAAGGAUUUAGGUAUGUACUGCCCCCUAUCGACAGGGAAAAUACACACAGUCACUUAAUUAGCUAAAAGUAAAGGUUUACCAGCUAAAGCUGGAACAGCUAUUCAGCCACAACUAGUUUAUUAACUGGUCUUGAUAUGAUUAUUUUUUUCUGUGGCAUCCAUCAAGCCAGAGCACUUGAACAGUGCUCUUCUUGUAUCAAAGUCCAACUCAGAGAGGGAUAAUCUCCUCUUUAGCUGUCAAAUUCAGCUUUUUUCAUCUCCCUAUUGAACCAGCAACUGCAGCAACAAUUUGGCUUUGAUUUCACUGUUUAAUUCCUCCUCUGUUGGCGUAAUUUAAAUAUUCUACAUCUCAGUGGAUUAAAGCUGUGACCUGAUUCUGCUCAUCUAUUCACCGCAAAGGUAAAAUAUAUUUUGGGGAGUGACUGAUGACACAUAAAUGUCAGCUUCAGUCUCCGUUGAGAAUGAAUCUGUGCAUUCUUUUUAGUUGCUGAUAUUUGUGUAGGUGGCCAUUUUACCUUUCAUCUCUGCUCAGUUUCAAAGAUUCUGUUUUGAAGUACAAUCACAGGUUGUGCAAAAAGUUAAAAUAAUGUUUAUCGGAGCUUGAAUCCUGUUUGGUAAACCAAACCAAGGCAGAAAAUGGUCAUGAAAAAGCUCCUCAUACCUUGCAGAGAUCAUUCUGAUUCUGCUAGCUAGUAGUGUUGUCAAAAAAAUCGAUGCCUAGAUAUAAAUCGAUACUAAAAGUGGUAUCUAAAUUAGAUAUUCCAUCCCUGUGGUAUCGAUAUUAUGGACUAUUAUACACAGCCUUCUUCGAGUACACCGACACACACGACAGCCAGAUGCCGUAAAGCAGCCUCCGCCUCCCAGACAAACAGAAGAAGACGCCACAUGGCUACAUUGCAAUUUCCCACGCGAGUUGUCUCCGAUCCAAGUUUUGUCUGCCAAAUAAAUAAACAAAAACAUAAACAGCGAAUUUGGGAGGCGCUUCACAGCCCAGCUUAAUUAGCAUACCAAGUCCGACACGUAGUUGUAUAUUCACGCUUAUGUGCUUAAAGGAAACUCCCGUUUAUUGCAACCCGGACCUAAUUUCUAGCAUGCAGUACGUUUGUUUACUCACGCUGACAACUUUGGUGCUACUUGGAUUCCCCGGGGUAUUUAGAUCCAUCGGCGAAUCGCCAUCAGCGUCUAUCCAUAUAACGGGUGCGGACGGGCACCCAUGGUGCAGCCUCGAAAUAAGACAUUAUCUGCACCAAAACAUCUUCAUGUCGAAAGGUUUUGUUAGGAAUCAUUAACAUGAUUCCCCUGUUCGUUUGGAGCGAGUCUGGGAUUUCUAGGCGUAAACAGACUAGCCGCGGCUAAUCUAACCGGCGCUUUUAAUGACGUCACUGCCGUGCGCCAAUCUGUUUUUAUUAAGAUUACCGAUAGAUGUACCUUUGUCCUACUGUGGAGAAAUUCGUUUUCUCCCUUUAUUGACCAACAGAGUUGUUCAAAAGUACAGAACAAACAUAUGGCAUUACAUCUUAUGACAAAAAUGCACCUUAAACAGAGUUUAAGCAGCAAAACAUCACUCUGCAAAUAGUGUAUAUAUAGUGAGACAAUUCAUGACUUAAAGUGUUAACUUUCACCAGUUUUUGUAUGCACGUUUUAAAAAAUGCUGAUACUUGAAAGGUUUAAGCACUUAAUACACUUAAUUCUUAACAUUUAAUUUUUGCAAUAUAAAUUGAGGAAUGUUAUUUUUUGAAUAAACUUGUUCAAUAAAUUGGUGUUUUUAAAUAGUA